AUGUCUGGGAAGUCAUUUUCUGAAUCAGAAUUUGACGCUGAUUCGAAUGAUGGUAGUUAUGUCGCCAGCCGUUGCUUCGGUCCAGAGCUAUGGUUGGGUGAAAACUUGGCGAGAAGGGUGAAAUCCAAGAAAAUGUCGAGAAAUUCAUUUUCUGAAUCAGAAUUUGAUGCUGAGUCGUAUGGUGGUAGUCGCGUCGUCAGCCGUGGCUGCGGUCCCGAGCUAUGGCUGGCUGAAAAUUUGGCGAGAAGGAUGAAAUCCCAAAAAAUAUCGAGGAAGUCAUUUUCUGAAUCAGAAUUUGACGCCGAGUCGUAUGGUGGUAGUCGCGUAGUCAGCCGUGGCUCUGGUCCCGAGCUAUCUCAGGUGCGUUAAUGACUGGGUCAAAAAAGUUAGUAGUUUCCAGUGCUCUUGGCGUAAGUAGCGAAAUCAGGCGUAAAAUUUCCGCUUUUUUUUUCGCAACAUGGCGUCGCAUUGGAAUUGGGUUAUCAAGAAUAUUCAAUUUGGUAUAUUUUUUAAAGAUUUGGCUUGAACCUGUGUUUGUAAAUUACGAGUUGUGAUGGGAAUUUACUUGAAGGUUUGUAUCGGUCUAUCCGUGUGUUAUUUUGCUGGCGAAGCGCUCCGUUUUCUUGUUUCGUUAUAGAAUCUAAGAAUCGUAUAUGUUAUAUGUAUGUUGACAAUGACAGUAUGUAG
Molecule: messenger RNA, 687 nt
Organism: Paramuricea clavata
Lineage: Eukaryota; Metazoa; Cnidaria; Anthozoa; Malacalcyonacea; Plexauridae
Source: the annotation of a GenBank genome assembly